Cynara cardunculus var. scolymus (artichoke) is the source of this 5798-nucleotide messenger RNA. RefSeq names its product protein ROS1-like. Gene Ontology annotation, biological process: base-excision repair. Lineage: Eukaryota; Viridiplantae; Streptophyta; Magnoliopsida; Asterales; Asteraceae. The transcript is spliced from 20 exons. Gene Ontology annotation, molecular function: DNA demethylase activity; 4 iron, 4 sulfur cluster binding; DNA N-glycosylase activity. Bases 346 to 5580 code for a protein of 1744 amino acids. The record is from RefSeq and is a predicted model, not a curated record.
UCCAAAACUCCUACCGGCAAAAAAGAAGUCAUGAAUAAAAAAGGCCUGCUCUUAUGCCGUGUGCUUCUCUCCAUAUAUCUCUCUCUCUCUUCUAUGGGCAGAAACACUGCUUCCCCAUUAAUUUUUCUCGCCGACCACCGACUGAAUUAGAUCUCCGGCCAUGAAACCCAUAUCUCCGAUGUCUCUGAUCAGCGAGAACAAUGUUUGAAGAUGAACGAGUGGUGAAGCAGCAACGCCCUAAAUUUACUCGUUUUUCUUUCUCCAAUUUGUUGAAAUUAUUGAGAAUUGCUAGAAAUUAUUUGGGAAGAAGCAAAAAAAAUCCGAUUUUUAGUAUAUUUUCAGAAAAUGGGUGAAGAGGGGGAAAGUUCAUCUUCUCGUCAAGUUUACCCACCUGAGGUUGCUUAUGCUCCGGCGACACCAGCAAAGCCCGACCGAUCGGAUUGGGGUCCCAUCGGCAUUGACUGGCUCAAGAAUCAGUUUGAUGAAGUCAUUUUUGAAGAAACAUCUGCAAAGAAGAGUAUCAGUUGCUGGGAGGGUAAUUCAGUGUCAACAAGUCAUAUUUAUGAUCUCAGUGGGUUUUCCAUGGAUGAUGUGGAAACAUGGAAUAGCAUUUCUUGUAGGGAUCUGCUUGCACUUGCAGAUGCCACGAUACGAAGAGGUUCCGAUGAUGGUGAUCACGAUAGAUCGGAUGGCUUGGAUUUUGAUAACAGAAGCAACUGCAUUGAUACACAACAAUAUGGGUGGCUAAAUCUUGGUAACUACUCACCUGAUCUUAAUUUGCCACCGGAAAUGGUAAUGAAACCACUGGUAAGCACUGGUUUAUCGACUCAAAUUACGCCAGGGACACCAGAUCAGGCCAGAAGGGCAGAGCAUAAACAAAUGGGAUCUGAUAUAGUAGCAAAAGUUGUAGCAGAUAACAACAAAGAAAGGUAUAAUCUUGAUGAACAGCCGCAAGUGCAGGUGCUUGUCGAACAACUACAGGGCGAUGUUUCUACGAUUGUGGAGGCAAAUCAAGACUUCGAAAAGGGAUUGACUGCAGAAACCAAUUUGAAUGAAACACCACAACCGAAACAAAGAAGAAGAAAGCACAGACCAAAAGUGGUUAGAGAAGGUCAGCAGAAAAAAGCAAAACAGUCCGCAACCCCCCAAAAGCCUGAUGGUUCGUCAACGGGGAAGAGGAAAUACGUCAGGAAAAAGGGGGUUGAAAAGUCCCCAGCAACACCUGCCGUGGAAGAAGGGAGUGGGACGAUAGAUCCAAGCUCAGAUCAACAGAAUAAGAAAUCGUGCAGGAAAAAAAUCAACUUUGAUGAGACUGAGAAAGGGAAUGAAGUAACGGUUGAGACGGCAGAAGUUAAUAUCACGGUUGAUAAAACAUGCUCGAUGAAUCAAGUGGUAGAAACAAUACUUGAAAGCCAGUCCGCAAGCCCUAUCACCCCCAGCAAAACCGAGCUACCGAUAAAGGAUGCCAAGCACACCUACAGAAAAGUAAAAUGUCGGAUAAAUUUCUUACAAGAAACUCAUGAUAAACGGCCGAGUAGCGUAUCAAGUCCAAAUGAAUCCAACUGCAGCACCAGUGCAAGUUUUAACAAAGGAGAAGCACAGGGAUCAAAAAUGGAACUUUCAAGUAAGAUUGUCGGAAUGGAACUUUGGGAUGAAAAUGCCAUAGGAGUUGGCUGCAAUCUAUCAAAGUUCACCAACGAUUGCAGUGGCGGUAAACAAGGCAUGCACUUACCUGCAAACAAGAAAAAGAGAAUCGAGAAGUGUCGAAGUUCCAUCACAUCUGGUGCAAUUUCUUCCGUGUGUUCUGCACAAUCUAGUGAUUGCAGCUUCUUGGCUGAACAAAAUGCCAGUAAAGCACCUCAAAUGUCAAAAGACUACGUUUUAAAGGAUGAUCAACAACCUUAUAAGCAGGCAUUUGGACAUCUGGAGAAUUCCAAAAAGAAGAGAAGAAGCAAAGCUUUAUCGCUGAUCCCUGACUUGGCUUUAUUUCCUGGAAUUGUAGAAGGUAGACAUUGGCAAACUCCCAAAGAAGGAUCAAGAUAUGAAGUUGCAUAUCAGCAGCAAACAUACACGGAAGCCCAUGCUGCAGAUUUCCAUGUUAGUAUAGCAACCAAGAAACGGAUGAAGAAAAACGCUAAGCUCCCUUCUUUAUAUCAAGACCACCUGCGCUUCACCAAAGGUUGCAUUGAUUCACUUAUUAACCAAUUUGAGAGGCUAGAUAUAAACAGUCAGAUGGCUGAAGAAGGCAGGGAUGCACUUAUCCCAUACUUGUCGAGAUACAAUGAGAAGAAUGCUCUUGUUCUAUAUCAAGAAAGAGGUCUUGUUCCUUUUGAAGGUUUGUUUAAUCCGGUGAAGAGAAGAAAGCCACGUCCUAAAGUUGACCUUGACGAGGAGACGAGUAGAGUCUGGACGCUUCUAUUGGAAAAUAUAAACAGUCAAGGAAUAGAUGGAACAGAUGAGGACAAGGCAAAAUGGUGGGAAGAAGAACGGAGAGUCUUCCGUGGAAGAGCAGAUUCAUUCAUAGCACGGAUGCAUCUUGUCCAAGGGGACAGACGCUUCUCUCGGUGGAAAGGAUCUGUCUUAGAUUCCGUGAUCGGGGUUUUCCUUACCCAGAAUGUAUCGGACCAUUUAUCCAGUUCAGCAUUUAUGGCUCUUGCUGCACGGUAUCCCCUCAAGUCAAAGAGCAGCAGUGAACCACUCCAUGAUGAUGAAUCAAUUCUCUCUGUGAAAGAACCAUGCCAAGUAGAUCAAGACGAAACCAUUACAUGGCAUGAGAAGCUGAAUCAGCCAUCUGGAGACCAUGGUCCUAUGAUGCUGCAGGACAUCGAUCUGUGCGAAGAAAAAGAAGUCGUCAACAGCAAUAAAUUUCCUAAAAAUAGCGGUUGUGUUGACUUGAAUGUGUCUUCAGAAGGUGAAGUUCCAGAGUUAGCUGAAAAAGAUUUAGCAAUGUACAAGGAAUCAGUUGUAGAUCAGAUAGAAAAUGAUGAUAUAGCCUCUUCACAGAAUUCAGCAAAUAUGUCUCCAAGCUCUGUACAAUCUUCAGUUGCUCAUACCACUGAAAGAUUAGGAUCCUGCUCUAAAGAAGAACAAAAGGACAUGUCUAAAGCUACCAUUUUUGGUGGGUACACUUCUUUUGUUGAGUUACUGCACAUGCAAGGGACCACAACGGUGCAUGAAACAUAUAGUCAACAACAAGCAGAAGAAUCAUCUAAUAAGAAGAUUGGGCAGGAUGAAUUAGAAAGUGUGGCCUACUUAGAAGAACAGAAUGAUGGCAUAUCACCUCAUUCUAACAGUUCACGAGCUUUGGAAGUUGAAACUUUUGAGCUGAGAGAAGAACGAAAUAUUACUCAAAAGAAAAGUCAAGAAGAGUUUGCAAGUGAAGAAAGCGGACUAUCAGCAGAAUCUGCAAGCCAAGCUAUGGUUCAACUGGUCAAGACAACAAGUUCCCAAGAAGCAUCAAAAUCCUGCAACACCUGUCAUAUCCGCUUGCAAGAAAGAUCAAGAUCCCGCUGUAAGAUGAUAGCUGUGAAUCCAAAUAUUAACACUGAACAACACACAGAGGAUAAUAACUGUGAGGUGCAAGAAGUUAUUGCUAUAGCAAAUGUCUCUGCAGAUAAUUCCAAAGCCACAGAGAGUAACAACAUUUUGAAAGCCUCAGGAGAAACGGCGCACAAGGUAGUUGAAAUUAAUUCAGUUGAUCAUGGCACUCAUCAAAUAGUUAAUGGCAUGGAUGAGGGUAGUUCUAAAGUUAAAAGACAGAAAAGUGGCAAAGUGAAACAGAAAAUUGAAUGGGACAAUCUAAGAUUGCAUGCUGAAGUCACAGAAAAAAGAGAGAGAACACCCAACACAAGUGACUCAUUGGACUAUGAGGCAGUGAGGACUGCAGAUGUUAAUGAGGUUGCUGAUACCAUCAAGGAAAGGGGUAUGAACAAUGUGCUUGCAGCAAGAAUUAAGGACUUGCUUGAUCGGCUAGUAGAAGAUCAUGGAAGCAUUGAUCUUGAAUGGUUAAGAGAUGUUCCACCUGACAAAGCCAAGGAGUAUCUGCUAAGCUUUAGAGGCCUGGGCUUGAAAAGCGUGGAGUGUGUGCGACUUCUGACACUUCACCAUCUUGCUUUCCCAGUUGACACAAAUGUGGGACGUAUAGCUGUGAGACUGGGAUGGGUACCCCUGCAACCACUUCCUGAGUCUCUUCAGUUGCAUCUUUUAGAACUGUAUCCAGUUCUGGAGUCGAUUCAAAAGUAUCUAUGGCCACGACUGUGCAAGCUUGACCAGAGAACUCUGUAUGAAUUACAUUACCAGAUGAUUACAUUUGGAAAGGUUUUCUGUACAAAGAGCAAACCAAAUUGCAAUGCGUGUCCGAUGAGAGGGGAGUGCAGGCAUUUUGCAAGUGCAUUCGCAAGUGCAAGGCUGGGGCUGCCAGCACCAGAGGAGCGUAUGGCAAGUUUAACAGAAAACAGAACUGGUCAAAGCUCUAUUGGGUUGAUAGAACAAUGCCACAUAACUCUACCUUCAGCUAGUGAACAAUGGCAACAACUGUCUGACAUCCAAAAUUGCAACUCUGGUAUUGAAGAACCAGCAACACCAGGGAGUACAGUUGAGGUACCAGCAACAUCAGGGCCUAUAGUUGAGGUACCAGCAACAUCAGGGACUAUAGUUGAGGUACCAGCAACAUCGGGGCCUAUAGUUGAGGUACCAGCAACACCAGGGCCUAUAGUUGAGGUACCAGAAACACCAGGGCCUAUUAUUGAGGUACCAGCAACACCAGAGCCAGAACCAAUACAAGAAGAAUUUGAUAUAGAGGACUUCUGUGAAGACAGUGAAGAAAUUCCCAUGAUCAAACUCAACAUUGAAGAGUUCACUCAAAAUUUGCAAACUUAUAUGGAAAAGCAUAUGGUACUUGGAGAAGGUGACAUGUCAAAGGCGUUGGUCGCCUUAACAUCAGAAGCUGCCUCGAUCCCCACUCCUAAACUUAAAAAUGUGAGCCAGCUAAGAACAGAACACCAAGUCUAUGAGCUUCCAGAUUCACAUCCUCUCUUGGAAGGGCUGGACACGAGAGAACCUGAUGAUCCUUGCUCAUACCUUCUUGCAAUUUGGACACCUGGGGAAACUGCAGAUUCAAUUCAGCCACCAGAAGGACAAUGUUGCUCCCAAGAAUCUGGCACAUUAUGCAGUGAAGAAACAUGUUUCUUUUGCAACAGCACAAGAGAGGCAAAUUCCCAAACCGUUCGAGGGACGCUCCUGAUACCAUGUCGAACCGCUAUGAGAGGGAGCUUUCCACUCAAUGGCACAUAUUUCCAAGUCAAUGAGGUGUUUGCAGACCAUGAGUCAAGCCUUAACCCAAUUGAUGUUCCGAGAUCUUGGUUGUGGAAUUUACCAAGAAGAACAGUUUAUUUUGGAACUUCUAUACCAACGAUAUUCAAAGGCCUGACAACAGAAGAUAUUCAAUACUGCUUCUGGAGAGGGUUUGUUUGUGUGAGGGGAUUUGACCAGAAGACACGAGCGCCCCGCCCGCUAAUGGCCAGGCUACACUUUCCAGCUAGCAAGUUAAAAAGAUCAAGGCCAAAAACUGAUGGAAACUAGACGUUAUUGUGGUGCAGACGUUGAUGCAGUCUCUGUAGUCAAUCCCAGGUAUAAAUGGCAAGAUAACCAUGUGCAAACAGCAGCAGCAGACAUACAGAUUUUGCAAAAGACAUUGUCGUCAUGGCCAGAGUGGCAUGAUUCAUAGUUUAGGGAUCUCAUAGAGACAGCAGUUAGCUUGUAUGACUGAAAGAUGAAAUACAAUGCUUUAUUAUUUUUGU